Messenger RNA from Pseudo-nitzschia multistriata, 1763 nucleotides. Lineage: Eukaryota; Bacillariophyta; Bacillariophyceae; Bacillariales; Bacillariaceae. The record is from the annotation of a GenBank genome assembly.
CGUAGUCGUAGGUAGCUACGUACGUAAGCGCGUAAAGUAAGGUACUGUAACACUUUCUGUCCAUUUCCAUUUGUUCGAUACCGGCAGAGGACAAAAGACACACCGACAGCCAGACACACAAAGAGAGAGCGACAUCCACCCCGACCGAGGCCCCACCACAAAGGAACAGAAUGGCGACGAGAGCGGCGAUCGCGCUGGUGGCGCUGCUGGUGCUGGCGGCGCCCGGAGCCGGCGGGAACGGGCUGGCKUCCGCCUUUGGAACGRGCGGCCCGAUCCACCGGGGGGAUUCCUACGCCCUCGAGCCCGGCUCGGAUCCCUCCCUCCUCCCGACCUGCCGGUUCACGGAGGAAGAGGUCUCCCUCCUCAUCGACAAGCGCCUGGAAUACCGGAAACGCCGCCGCUUCGGGGACGCCGACCGGAUCCUGGAGGCCCUCAACGCCAACGGGAUCUACCUGCAGGACAGGGCGAGGCUCUACCGGGUCGACGGGGCCAGCCACUUUGGACGGAGGCAGAGGCCCCCCUACGCCCGCCGGGGGCCGGCCCCCGGGCUGGGCAGAGAGGACCUGGCCGAGAUCCGGGACCGGGUGGAGGACCGGGACCGCGCCAAGGGCCGGAAGGACUACGCCGCGGCGGACGCCAUCGCGGAAGGCCUCCGGCUCGGCUACGGCGUCAGGAUCGACGACAAGAGGCGGGAGUGGUCCGUCUCGGCGCAAGGGACCGGCAGCGGUGGCGAGCAGGCCGCAAACGCCCCCGGCAAAGGGGAACUGUACGUCCCCACGCCGCUGGUCCCGCCGGACCACCCCACSCACACCAUGGCGAGGGAACUCCGGGAAUACGUCCGGGACCGGCUCCGGGAGCGGUCCCUCGCCCGGGGCCGGAGGGACUACGGGGAGGCGGACCGGAUCCGGGACGAGCUGAUGGAGGAGCACGCGGUCCUGAUCGACGACCGCACCCGGGAGUGGAUGGUGGUGGUGCAGGGCGAGAGCGGGGGGGGAGSCUCCGAUCCCUUUGCGGAGGGGGCCCGGCUCUCGCAGAGGUCGGCCUUUGUUCGGAGCGGCAGCCGGGAACCCAGCCGGKMGYGGCGGGGCGGCAGCGACAGCUACCAKGACAGCUAUGACGAAAGCUACAACGACAGCUACAACGACAGAUACAGCGAAAGCAACGACGAUUGGGAGCCGGUGGCCGACCUCCCGGACGUGCCCGGCGGCCGAGAAGCGACGCGGCGAGACGCACGCGACAGAGAGCCGGRUGSCACCAGUGCGGCCGCUGCCCCGGUGGCACCGGCCACCGAAGGAACGCCCCCCACGGCAGCGCCGGACCACAAACUGGUGGCCCUGACGGUUCCCCUCCUCAAGGAAAAGCUCCGGGCGGAGGGACUGAAGGUGAGCGGGAGAAAGGCGGACCUCAUCGAUCGCCUCGUGUCCGCGGGAAUCCUCGAAUAGCAAGGCACAGCACAGGACGGCACGGCUCAGCACGGCACGGCACCGCACGGCACGGCACCGCACGGCACGGCACCGCACGGCACGGCACGGCACCGCAUGGAACAGAUCAGAAUGUGCGCACCGCGAGUUUUUCGAUGGACGCACAGAGCGUACUCGAACGCUGCAAUCCAUUGCGAUUCGAUGCAAUUGUUGGAACCAAAUUGGAGCACAUCGCCUGGAAAGAGAGACACGAGCCAUCGCCUGUCACUGCUUUCUUGACCAACGAUCCUUCUCGCGGCGAGACGAGGGAUGCCUUAUGAAAACUAAACUGUGACAACACAG